Messenger RNA from Fomitopsis serialis, 2944 nucleotides. RefSeq lists its product as uncharacterized. The record is from RefSeq and is a predicted model, not a curated record. The transcript has 6 exons. Bases 21 to 2678 code for a protein of 885 amino acids. Gene Ontology annotation, cellular component: septin ring; septin complex; cell division site. Gene Ontology annotation, biological process: regulation of DNA-templated transcription; cytoskeleton-dependent cytokinesis. Gene Ontology annotation, molecular function: GTPase activity; zinc ion binding; GTP binding. NCBI's taxonomy places the organism in Eukaryota, Fungi, Basidiomycota, Agaricomycetes, Polyporales, Fomitopsidaceae.
CGGCUCUCGACGUCCCCACCAUGGACGCCGCCGACCACAGGGCCCGCCCCGACCAGCUCGUCCACGACGACGGCCCCUACGGCCAGGUCAUGGACGAGCAAGCCGGUCUCCGCGCAUCCCGCCCGUCCACCGCCGCCGGCGACCCGGACGGCGACCUCCCCGGCUACACCCUCAUGGUCGCUGGUCGUCGCACCGGCAAGACCUCCUUCCUCAGGCUCCUCCUCGACACCAGCCCCCUCUCUCCCGCCGUCUCGCGCGACCAGCUCACCUCCGUCGCCAAGUUCGUCCAGGGCUGCAGCGGCCACACCUCGCACGUCCGGGCCGUCUCCGCCAACGUCGACCUGGCACCCGCAGAGGGCGAGGACAGCCACGAGUUCACCCUCACGCUCAUCGACACGCCGUCCCUCGACUUUGUCGACGACGCCGCGUCCCAGCGUGUGGUCACCGAUAUCUUGCGGCACGUAGACGCGCGCUUCGCGGAAAGCAUAGACGACGAGCGCAAGGCGCAGAACGGCGACCACCACGUCCAUCUGUGUAUCUACUUCCUGGAUCCGGACACCAUAGUGCCUCCGUCGGUAUCAGCGCCCCCCGUUCCCCUCGUCACCCGCAGCCGCGCAGGGAGCAUGUCCGACAUCGACCCCGUCAUCCUCGAGCCUCCGGUGACCACCAACCCCCUGCUCUGUCGGCCUGCCCUGCCCCCCGCCGACAUUGCCACCAUCCGGCGGCUAUCCACGCGCGUCAACGUCCUUCCCGUCGUCGGGCGCGCCGACAUCCUCACCAACGAACGCCUCGCAGCUGUGAAGACGGCCGUACGGCGCGAUCUGGCAGAAGCUGGUAUCGGCUUUGGCAUUUUCGACUUGGACACGUUCCCGCAGUACCCUCAGUACUCUCGCCGGGACUCGUCUGAAAACGUUCUGCCAAAGCUCGAGAAUGCAAAUGGGUAUGGCGGCCAUACUAACGGUGCAUCGUCCUCGGCGACCUCUUCGCCGUCGACCUCGAUGUCUUCCCCCUCUUACCUGCGCUUGCCCUACGCAGUGAUAUCGCCGGAUAUUUAUUCACAUAGUGACGGCGUUGCUAGACCCGCACCGUCUCGCACCGAACUGGCGCACCAGUACACUCCUUUACAACAUUUUCCUAACCACAGGCAACAGACAUUCGCUAAAAUCGUCCCGGGCAAGUUCAUCCGGAGCUAUAGAUGGGGCUUCCUCGAUGUCAUGGAUACAACCCACUGUGACUUUGUACAACUACGCGGGGCUAUCUUUCACCACAUGCAGACUCUGCAAAAAUACACAAGAGAGUAUCUCUUCCAAAAGUUCAGGGCGGAGACCCAGCCGCCGCUCCCGCAUCCUAUUCCAACUCGGGCGCCCCAUGCACCAGUCGCAAUGCCGCCCCGACUCCCCGCUCUUUCUCAUGCAUCUCGCCCCAUCCUUGCUAUAGACACUACACCGUCCCACGCUGCCACGAAGGGACAACCACACCCGGCUCGCCCGGCCACGAUUUCGUUGAAUGGGGACGCAGCUUCGCGGUCUGCUGGUUCCCCUCAACCGCGUGUGCCCUCGGGCGUCCCCUCGGAAGGCUCGCCGGGUACGACAAAUUCCUCGAGUCAGUCAUCUUUUCUUUCCGCGAGGGGUCGUGAGACCAGUUGUCGUCGUAUAUGGCCACUGCGAUCAUCGAAGGGUAUACUCGGCUGCUAUGCUGACCACUCGUAUCUUCACAUAGGGUCUCAACGGUUGCGCACGAAGAAGAUCACGGUCGCGUGCAAUUUCUGCCGAUCGCGCAAGCUCAAGUGCGACGGCGGCAGGCCUGCUUGCAGCCAGUGCUUCAAGCGCUCGAACCCUUGCGACUACACCGCGAGCCAGAACCGGCGUGGUGGAAGGAAGGCGCGGAAACAGUUCGGCGGCAGUGAAAGCGAGGGCGAGAGCAUAGAAGACCAGUCCAUGGAUAUGGAAAACGCUUCUCAGUCCCCGGAGGUUUCGGUCGCGUCGCACCCACAGUCGCAGUCGCAGCCGACCUCGCGCCGCAACUCGAACGUGAGCAUGCUGCUCGGGGAGACGCUCCCGCCGCUGAGCAGCAUCGAGAGGCGGGACGAGUCUGCAGGCUCGACGACGCUCCCGCCCAUCCAGCAGGCCACGACGAGCCUGCGGAAUGUGACGCUGACGGACGCGCGCCCGGAGCUUCCGCCCAUCGCCACACUAUCAGCACCCCCUUCUUCCGCGUCCAAGAGCCUGCCCCUGGAAGAUCCGCCGUCGAUAGGGUCGCUAAAGUCAGAGGACGGUCAGAUGACCGCGCGGAGGCGCACGUCCGCCGCGGCGACUGGGAAGACGCGCGCGACCAAUCACGGCUCGAAGAUUGUGGCCUGCAACGUCUGCAGAGCGCGCAAGACGAGGUGCGAUGGGGCGCAUCCCGCGUGCGGCAGCUGUUCGCGGCGCUCGCUGCCGUGCAACUACGUGAAUGACCCGGGCACGAGCAGGGGCCGCGGGCGGGCGGCGGCAGCCACUCCAGGGCCGUCCGGCUCGACGUCGUCGCGCUCGUCGCCGUCGGUGCCUGUGCAGUUCGGUGCGUCGAACGGGACGACGCGCAGCAUCGGGAUGGUGGACGGCGGCCCGUCAGACAGCGGGCACCCAGUGAAGAAAAUGCGGAUGGCGACGGAGUCUGCACCGCGGCGGCGGUGGCGGUGAUGCAGGCGCCGUGAGCUCCCUAGGCCUCCCUGCGGCUUGCCCGCGCGCGAACGCACUUCUUCUUCUUUAGACUACUUGUGGAGGACGCUUGCCUCGUGUGUAACUGUGUAUUGCUUUCUUCUGCUGUGUUAGGGUAUUUACUGCCGUCGUCGCUGGGUUGUUUCGAUUGUCGCCGCACGGGAGCGGAGCCGCAUGUGUACAGUAGCAUAUCUAUUCGUCGCCGCCUGUGCGACGGGCGCACGUACUGACAGACCGUCUGUCGCUCC